Molecule: messenger RNA, 3078 nt
Organism: Planococcus citri (citrus mealybug)
Lineage: Eukaryota; Metazoa; Arthropoda; Insecta; Hemiptera; Pseudococcidae
Exons: 8
Coding region: 1-3078 (1025 amino acids)
Molecular function (GO): UDP-glycosyltransferase activity
Source: RefSeq, a predicted model, not a curated record
AUGAGUGUAAGUGUAAUACCAGCAAUGUGUACGAUGUUUAUUUUAUCAAUAUCUGUGAUGGAAUUAAAAUGUGCCAAUAUUCUGGGUGUGUUUCCUUUAAAACUCAAAAGUCAUUACAUUGUUUAUAAAUCUGUCAUGAUGGAGUUGGCUAGAAGAGGACAUAAUGUAACAGUGAUUAAUCCAUUCCCAACGAACCCAGCUCAGCAGAAUUUUACUGAUAUCGACCUAACAGGAUGCUUCAACUUCCCGGGGCGUUUCGUUGUAAAUGACAAACUAACAUAUCGUAAUCCAUUCCCACAAACCAAUAUAUUGCUUUCAGGUGGCGUUGAAAUAAUUAAACUGAUGUUUGAGUGUGAAAAACUGAAACAAUUCUUAAAAACAAAUUAUUCCUACGAUUUGGUAAUCACCGAAGUACAUCACGGCGAUGUUACCUUAGGAUUCGUGCAUAAAUUUCAAGCAAAGCAUAUUGCAUUCAGUCCAAAUUCCAUUUUUCCUUGGAUAGGUAAUCGUAUGGGUAAUCCGAGUAAUCCUUCCUAUAUACCGUAUCCGCUUACUGAUGAAGAAUUUGAUCGAUUUCAUCCUACAUUUUAUCAACGAUUGUACAAUACUCUUUGUUAUUUAUUUGCUGAAACUUUAUACUUCUAUUAUUCGUAUGGAACUGAAGAUGUCGCCAGAAAAAUAUUUGGAGUGGAUACUCCAAGACUCGAUGAAAUAGCAAAAAACACAAGUCUGAUAUUAAUGUUUUCGCAUUUCAGCUUUAAUGCUCCUCUUCCCUUAGUUCCAGGUAUGAUUGAAAUUGCUGGACUGCAAAUUACCCCAGCGAAACGUUUGCCUGAGGACAUUCAAAAAUUCAUUGGUGAAUCUGAACACGGAGUGAUUUACUUUUGUAUGGGGUCUUUGCUCAAAAUGGAGACUAUGCCUGAAUCAAAACGAGUCGCUUUCUUGAAAGCAUUUAGAAGACUACCUCAAAGAGUCAUAUGGAAAUGGGAUGGUGAUUUGCGAGAAAGAACUGAUCAAAUUUUAACCUCCAAGUGGAUGCCUCAAAGAGAUAUAUUAGCUCAUCCCAAAGUAAAACUAUUUAUAGCCCACGGUGGAGCUUUGGGUUUAAAUGAAGCCAUCUACGAAGGCGUGCCUGUUUUAGGGAUUCCAAUGUUUCAUGAUCAAACGCUCAACUUACGAUCAUUACGAGCCUAUGGAGCAGCCGAGAUUUUGGAUUAUUCUGACAUCAACAAUGAUACAGUGCUCACCAAAAUUAUGCAAGUCUUACAGCCUGAAUACGCCACAAAUAUGAAAAAACUGUCAAAAAUAUAUAAAGAUAGACCCAUGUCUGCUAUGGAUACCGCAAUUUAUUGGAUUGAGUAUGUAAUUCGACAUAAAGGAGCUCGCCACUUACGUUCUGCUGCUGUAGAUUUGCCUCUUUAUCAAUAUUUAUUACUGGAUGUCAUCGUUUUUCUGAUCACUGUCAUUUUUGGCGCAACAUUUUUCAUUUUAUAUUUGCUGAAAAAAUUAUGGUUAUUUUUUCACUCGAAACCUGCAGUCAUUGUCGGUGAUUCUAAAAAAAAAAAAAUCAAAAUAAAUCGCAAUGACGCCAAAUUACUUUGUAAAUUAAGUGUCCUGUUAAUAAUUAUGCGAGUAAAACAAAGUAUUUGUACAGUGUUUAUUUUAUUUGUGUUUGUGACCGGAUCACAAUGUGCCAAUAUUCUGGGUGUGUUUCCAUUGAAACUCAAAAGCCACUACAUCAUAUAUCAAUCAGUCACGAAGGAGUUGGCCAGAAGAGGACAUAAUGUAACGGUGAUUAAUCCAUUCCCAACGAACAAAUCGGAAAAGAAUUUCACCGAUAUCGAUAUUACAGAAUGCUCUAACUUUCCAGAAGAAGGUUUCACUUUGAAUGACGAGGACAUAAGUCGUAAUCCUUUUCUACAAGUCUAUUCGCUGCUUUCAAGCGGUGUCGAGCUGAUGGAACAAAUGUUUAGAUGCGAAAAAUUGAAGAAAUUCUUGAAAACAAACGAUUCUUACGAUUUAGUAAUAACCGAAGUAUUUCAUGGAGAUGUGACCUUAGGAUUUGUGAAUAGGUUUCAGGCGUACCAUAUUGCAUUUUGUCUGAAUUCCAUGUUUCCUUGGGCAGCUGAUCGUAUGGGUAAUCCGAAUAAUCCUUCUUAUAUACCGUACCCGAAUACUAAUGCAGAGUUUAAUCGCAGUCAUCCUACGUUUUAUCAACGAUUAUAUAAUACUCUUUGCUAUUUAUUUACUGAGAUGGUAUAUUUUUAUUAUUCGUUUGGGGUCGAAGACGUUGCAAAACAAGUGUUUGGAGCAGAUACCCCAGGACUUAACGAAAUUGCGAAAAACACCAGUUUGAUGUUGUUGUUUUCACAUUUUAGUUUCAAUGUGCCUCGUCCUCUGGUUCCAGGAGUUGUUGAAAUUGCAGGGGUGCAUAUUAACGAAGCAAAACCUGUACCUGAGUACCCUUUUUCUAGACGCGGGCACAUAUGGAAAUGGAAUGGUGACCUGCGAGACAAGCACAAGACUGAUCGAAUUUUCACAUCAAAGUGGAUGCCUCAAAGGGAUAUAUUAGCUCAUCCUAAUGUGAAACUAUUUAUAUCUCAUGGUGGCGCUUUGGGUUUGAAUGAAGCCAUCUACGAAGGAAUUCCUGUGCUAGGGAUCCCAAUGUUCGCUGAUCAGACACUCAACCUACAAAUAUUAAAAGCCCAUGGAGCUGCCGAGAUUCUUGAUUAUUCUGACAUCAAUAAUGAUACGGUGCUUACUAAGAUUAAACAGGUUUUACAGCCCGAGUACUCCAUUAAUAUGAAAAAGUUAUCAAAAAUGUAUAAAGAUAGACCCAUGUCUGCCAUGGAUACAGCAAUUUAUUGGAUUGAAUACGUAAUUCGACACAAAGGAGCUCACCAUUUACGCACUGCAGCAGUAGAUUUAUCCCUCUAUCAGUACUUGCUUCUGGACGUUCUCGUUUUUCUAUUCUCUGUUGUUUUGUGUACGAUAUUUUUUACUUGUUAUUUCUUGAAAAAAGGGUGGCUAUUUUUUACUCAAACGCAAUUUAGCAUGAAUUUCAAAAAAAUAAAUUGA